AUGUCUGAAAUGGGCGACUGUGUGGUGGACAGUGAAGACGAAGUCGAAGUCGAUGAUGAUGAGUGCAUCAUUUGCGACGAAGCUACCAUGAGAAAGUGCGCUAUCUGCAACGACGUCCUGAUAUGCAGCAUGAACUGCCAGCAAAUUGCAGUUAUCGACGACGUUAACUCCUAUCACUUCGACAUGUGCGUUGCCGACACAAGCGCCGACAAUUUCUACAAGGACGUUUUGUGCAACAGGAUUCCGAGAGAUGAGCAAACCAUCAUGGACUUCCAGUUCAUGUGGUUGCGUAACAUUGCCGACCAGAGGAAGCUUCUCGAAAUCUACGCGACAAUUAUUCGCAAGGCGGACGUCACACCCCGUGAGAUGGGCAUCUGGGUGGAGGAGAAGAAGCUAUUUGAGCGCAUUGCUAUGCUUGUUUACACCUCUCCAAAGCUGAUGAGUCUCAAUGAUGUCAGAUGGCUCAAGGGAACUGAUAUAUGGACUCGUGGACUCAGCAAGACCACCCAGGCGGUUUUCCAGGACAUCAUUUUCAAGCAAGAGAGGCUUGAACGCGAAUUGGGGAUGAUGCGACCCUUGUGA
Messenger RNA from Colletotrichum gloeosporioides, 582 nucleotides. RefSeq lists its product as uncharacterized. The transcript has a single exon. NCBI's taxonomy places the organism in Eukaryota, Fungi, Ascomycota, Sordariomycetes, Glomerellales, Glomerellaceae. The coding region runs from base 1 to 582 and encodes 193 amino acids. The record is from RefSeq and is a predicted model, not a curated record.